Molecule: messenger RNA, 1865 nt
Organism: Phaeodactylum tricornutum CCAP 1055/1
Lineage: Eukaryota; Bacillariophyta; Bacillariophyceae; Surirellales; Neidiaceae
Exons: 3
Coding region: 130-1758 (542 amino acids)
Source: RefSeq, a predicted model, not a curated record
CAAAAUUCGAUCCAGAAUAAACAACGAUUGUAGUAUGGCACGAAUACUCCAACAACGACGAACCAACAACACCUUGCCACAUUAUUAUUCACAAACGACGAUUGCAACGACAUAGCACCUACCGAGAUUAUGGCGUCCGCUUUUUUGCCAACCAAUACAACCACAACUCGCAACACCCUCGGUGUAUCGCCCGUGGGUCCCUCCUUGUGUGUGCCUAGUUUAAACGAAAGCAGUAUACACACCAGCAAACCACCGCCUCCCAAACCAGUUUGGGAAAGCGAAACAGAAGACGAAGAAGUGAAAUUUAGUUGUGUCGGAGGAGGCCGAUAUACCUACGGUGCCGACUUUUCUGAUAUCGAGAGCGCCGGAGAAGACGAAGGCGAGAACUGCGCAUCCGAAGAGUCGGAUGCGGAGGCAGAUGCUCCUGACGAAUGUACUGGUGUGGUGACCUUUGUGACCGCACAACCUACUAUUAGUACGCAGCCAUCCUUGCUUCGGCCCAAGGCGUACUCGCCUUCUCGUUCUAGCCCUGCCGCGUCUUUGUCAUCGUCGUCCACACGUAAUGUUUCUAUGGUCCGGCAUCGUCAGCGGGACUCCUCGAAUGAGAGGGAUUCUUCUUCGGUGGGUGCUCGCGGGGUCCCUUGCACGCUUUUCUCCAGCGCAAUGAGCGAAGAAGAUGCCGACGAUUGCGAAGACGAGGAAGUAGCCGAUGGCGACGAUGAAGACAGCGAUUAUGACGAAAGUGAGGAAGAUGACGUGUCGUCCGACGACGAAACGGACGAACCAGCUACUUCAAGAAUCGAUUUUCACGCUGGCGGCGUGAGCAAUGCCAAUUAUUGCGAACCUAACGGUGGAGUGGAAGAAGAGCCGGCAGGAAAUGGAGUUACUUGGGACGAACCGGAAGAACCAGAGAAUGACCUGGAGUUGGCUAGUAUCUUGGGUUCGUCUGGCGAUUCUUCGUUCGACGUCGAAGACGAAUCCGAGUUCCCGACUGAUUUUAUUGUUGGUGUUAUGCAAGAUCGCAAUAUCGAAGCCACUGCCAACGUACCGAAAACCAAGCGUGUUCUGUCCUACACGACCUUGACUGCUCUGAAUGUAGAAGCUGGCCACGACGACGAUUCUCCAAAGCGACAGAAGGCUAUCGAUUCUCCACCGCAACUCCCUCUGUUGAGGUUGGGACCGGCAGCAACGAGUAUGUUGCCCCUGCUUUCCGUACGCAGUCUCAGGGAGAUUCGAGAAGAAUCGCCGAUUCUGUCCUCCAGCGACGAGGAAGAGUUGGACGAACGGUUACGAGACGAGUUAGAUAAGUUGGGGCCCGAGCGAGGCGAGAACGACGGCGAGGCCGAAAUGCACCACACACGCAACGGCGACAGCAAUACCCCCGUCCCGUUGCUGACACCGCCGCAGUCCCCUUCGACGAUUGCCCUGGAGCAGGGUACGAGCACGACGGUGUGCGAGUGGCCGUCCAAUAUGGCAGUGGAUAGUGCAAUGCGGACUGCCGCCGAAAUGGAAACGAUGACGGUGCGUGUGAUGAGCGCGCUUUCACUGACAGGAUUGGACGAUGAAGGCGAAGAAAGCGACAGCUACGACUUCAACAAAGUCGCUUGUUAUGAUGAUGCCUCGCUUUUGCCAGUCACGACACUACGAGAGAGUUCUAGUCCCGAAACGACAACCACAGCAACACCCAGCGAAGCCAUCGAUUUGAACGCCACCACUUUGACACCCCUUAUACGAGGCAUUUAUGUGGGGUGGGAUUAAGGGUAAACGAGGUGUGCCAAGAUCUGUGGGGCUUUGGGACGAAUGGGAACGGCUGCAAGCACACACGUAGAGCGAACGAUAGAGCACACAACCUUCUAGUCGUAUAU